AUGCUGUUUAAAUCCUUGGGAUUGCUUCUCCUACUGACUGGUCAGGCCUGGUGUCAGUCCUUUAGUAUUCCUGUUUACACCGUUGGAAGUAUUUUCUCGGCUUUAACUGGAGGAGGAGGUGGAGGCGGUGGAGGCGGUGGUGGUGGUGGCGGAGGAGGAGGAGGUGCCUCAACCAGCAGCAGUGAUCAAGCAGCCUUCGCGAAUCAGUAUUAUAACAGUCAAUUGCAGCAAUACCACCAAGCUCUGGCGAAUUACAACGCGUUUAUGAAUAGUCUCUAUGAAGCUACGACAACAACUACUACAGCCGAUCCGACAACAACUACUACAGCCGCUACGACAACAACUACUACAGCCGCUACGACUACAACUACUACAGCCGCUCCGACAACAACUACUACAGACGCUACGACAACAACUACUACAGCCGCUCCGACAACAACUACUACAGACGCUACGACAACAACUACUACAGACGCUACGACUACAACCACUACUGCAGCUACAACCACGACUGCAGAUACUACCACUACCACGACCACGACCACGACAACGGAAGCUCCGUCAACCUCUACCGCUGUGGCGGCAGCGGACACGAACACCACUUCUACGGCGGUGGCAAAUGCCAGGAUUCAAACCACACCUCUGCCCCAUCACUAUGCGCCCAGCUCACUGAUCAGUCCCUACGAUCUUCACCGCAUCAGCUCCAACCCUAUUUACGUCCGGAACUCCGCAGUAGCAGAAUCUUCAGCUCAGUCCUUGCCUGUAUACAAUCCAUAUGAUAUUUACCGUGGCGCACAGGCACCUCCUUAUUUCAUAUACGGAAAGAAGUAG
Molecule: messenger RNA, 831 nt
Organism: Drosophila subpulchrella
Lineage: Eukaryota; Metazoa; Arthropoda; Insecta; Diptera; Drosophilidae
Product: integumentary mucin C.1-like
Exons: 3
Coding region: 1-831 (276 amino acids)
Source: RefSeq, a predicted model, not a curated record